UAUUCCCAUUUACUCCACUUCAUGAUCCACUCCGUAUUUUCUGUCACACCCACCAUCUGCCCCAGCUGACUGGCAGUACUUGUUUACUGGUGGAGAGAGACAGAAAGAGACGGAAAAGGGGGGAACCUGAGAGAGAGGUACCGCAGGCGGGGGGAGAGAAGUUUUUCGCUUUUAGCGGAUUCUCAUGCUGUUGAGCUUGUUUACCUUGCUGUCCUGUUUCCUGCAAACGAAAAAAUAAUAGAAUUUACCACCGAUCUACAAACCUCGUCGGGUUAAGAUUAGCCUGCAAGCUUUCUAAUCCGAAAGAAAUAGCCAGAGGAUACGGCGUGGAGUUUUCACACUUCGAAGCCUUGUGGUGGAAGCAGCGGCUUUUAUUUGUUUUGUUUAAAGUGUCUCGCGUUUCCUUUCUUGGCUGUUUUUUUCUUCCACAAAUCACUUUGGAACAGUAGCGAAAGAGUUCAAAGGAAGGUUGAUUCGCCGAAAAGGAAAAGCAAUCAGCACGUUUUUUUCAACGCGAUUCUUGAGGAGUUCCUGGGAUGUGUUUAUUUUUCUACUGGACGUUUUAACAAAACGAUCUUCCUGUAAUACAGGAAAGAAGUGGAAUACUUGGCAGUGUAUAAAACGCAGCGACCUGUGGAAUAAAACGUGCAAGCCUGUUGGAUAGCUAAACGCUAUCUUCGUCUAAGGUCGACAGAAGUUCGAAGAAGAACCUUGAUUUAUAACCAGAGGAACCAACAUUUCAAAAUUCGCAGUUGUCUGCAUGAAAUUAACGAAGUGUCCUCUGUAUAUUUAGCCUGAUUGUUGAGCGAAAAACGAUUAUUACAAUAAGAAUCUUCAAAUCGGUUACUAACUAAUCAGGGUAUCAGCAGUUAGCUACUAGCUACCCCUUCGGGUACCUCCUCACUAGCCAGCGGUGUGGGAUUUCUUUUUCUCGACUCAAGAAGGAUUUUGUCAAACAAACUUUAACAGAUGAAAGUGGAGGACAAUCCUAUCUAAGAGCAUUGAAGAUGAAACUUUUUAGUCGCUUAAAUGUUGCUAGAACCCAAGAUCACAUUAUUUAGUAGUGAAUUUUGCAGGGCGGAACAAUAAUAAAUAGUUGAUCAGACAUUGUAAAUUUUGAAACACAACCACGUUGGACCCCCGGCCCCUUUUUUGGGGGGCCGACUGGUGUUGUAUCUUUUUUUUCUGAUUGGAUAUUAUUUGAAUGAAUUAGAUUCAUAGGCCACUUCAAAUACAUUGGAAUCGAAUUUUUGGUUGCUAUUUAUAAGCUUCCUCCACGUUUUGGAUAUCGCUAGUAACAUUACCGGAGUCAGAAUGCGGCUGCAGACCUCGGCGGUUGUUUUGGUCACUUUUAUCUACGCUGUCUGCAAUUGCGGGCAAACAAAUGGAGAAAUUUGCCCAAGCAAGGACAUUCGGAACAACGUGACCAACCUGCAGUCGCUGGAGAACUGCACCGUGAUCGAGGGCCACCUGAAGAUCCUGCUGAUGUUCAAGACCAGGCCGGAGGACUUCCGCGACGUCAGCUUCCCGCGCCUGACCGUCGUCACCGACUACCUGCUGCUGUUCCGCGUGUACGGCCUGGAGAGCCUGCGCGACCUCUUCCCCAACCUCACCGUCGUCCGGGGCAACAACCUCUUCUUCAACUACGCCCUGGUGGUCUUCGAGAUGCUGCAGCUGAAGGACAUCGGGCUCCACAGCCUGAUGAACAUCACGCGCGGCGCCGUGCGCAUCGAGAAGAACCCGGACCUCUGCUACCUGUCCACCCUCGACUGGUCCAAGGUCCUGGACUCGGUGGAGGACAACUACAUCGUCUCCAACAAGAACGACCGGGAGUGCGGCGACGUCUGCCCCGGCACGGCCAAGGGCAAGACCACCUGCAACCAGACCACCAUCAACGGCCACUUCAGCGCGCGCUGCUGGACGCAGGACCACUGCCAGAGAAUGUGCCAGUCCUCAUGCAAACACCGCGCCUGCACCAAGGACAACCGCUGCUGCCACGACCAGUGCCUGGGGGGGUGCACGGACCCGUCCUCCCCCAGCAAGUGCGUGGCCUGCCGCAACCUGAUGUACCAGGGCACGUGCGUGGACAGGUGCCCGCCGGGUCACUACACCUUCAAGGGCUGGCGCUGCGUCAGCUUCGGCUUCUGCCAGCAGCUGCACAACCAGUGCAAGCAGAGCAAGAGCAGCGACUGCCAGGAGUACGUGAUCCACAACGGCGCCUGCAUCCCAGAGUGCCCUUCCGGAUACACCACCAUGAACUCUACCACGCUGAACUGCACCCCCUGCGCGGGACUCUGCCCCAAGGUGUGCAUGGGGCUGAAGACGGUGGACUCUGUGACGGCCGCCCAGGCCCUGCGCGGCUGCACCGUGCUCAACGGCAGCAUGGUCAUCAACGUCCGCGGGGGGAAUAACAUUGCGACUGAGCUGGAGGCUAACCUUGGCCAGCUGGAGGAGAUCACCGGCUACCUUAUGGUCCGUCGCUCUUACGCCCUGGUGUCUCUGUCCUUCCUCCGAAAGCUGAAGCUCAUCCGUGGAGAGACGCAGGAGGUUGGGAACUACUCGUUCUACGCUCUGGAUAACCAGAACCUGCGGCAGCUGUGGGAUUGGAGCCACCACAAGCUGUCCAUCCUGCAGGGCCGCAUGUUCUUCCACUACAACUCCAAGCUGUGCAUGUCUGAGAUCCGCAAGAUGGAGGAGGUGACCGGGACCAAGGAUCUGCACACCAAGAACGACAUUGCCGUCAAGACCAACGGAGACCAGGCCUCCUGUGAAAACGAACUUCUGAAAUUCACGCAGAUUCGCACGUCGUCCGACAAGAUCCUCAUCAAAUGGGAACCCUUCUGGCCCUCUGAUUUCAGAGAUUUGCUGGGAUUUAUGGUCCUUUACAAAGAGGCACCCUACAAGAACGUGACGGAGUUUGACGGGCAGGACGCGUGCGGCUCCAACAGUUGGGUGAUAGCGGACGUGGACCCGCCGCCUCGCGCCACCGAAGGCAAAGAGCAGCAGGAGCCCGGGUACCUCAUCCACCCGCUCAAACCGUGGACGCAGUACGCCAUCUUCGUCAAGACGCUGCUGUCGGCUUCCGAUGAGCGCCAGGUCCACGGCGCCAAGAGCGAGAUAAUCUACGUCCGCACCAACGCCACCAAGCCGUCCGUGCCGCUGGACCCCAUCUCUUCCUCCAACUCCUCCUCUCAGAUCAUCCUGAAGUGGAAGCCCCCUACGGACCCUAACGGGAACAUCACCCACUACCUGGUGUUCUGCCAGAAACAGCCGGAGGACAAUGACCUCUACAAGUUCGACUUCUGUCAAAAAGGGAUGAAGGUGCCGUCGCGAGUGCCCACGCACCUGGACAACGAGGAGGAGCAGAAGUGGAACCAGACGGACGAGCCGGGCCACGGCAGCCGCUGCUGCGCCUGCCCCAAGACCGAGACGCAGCUGAAGAAGGAGGCCGAGGAGUCCGAGUACCGCAAGACCUUCGAGAACUACCUCCACAACGAGGUCUUUGAGAUCAGGCCCUCGCGACGGCGACGGUCGGCGGUGGGCGUGGCCAACGGGACGCUGGCCCACUUCCUGACCACGGCGCCCAGCCUGCCCAACGCCUCCACCACCCGCAGCCCCAAGGAGGAGGAGGACGGGAGCAAGGUGCUCCUCACCGUCUACUCCAAGGAGUCCACCGUCAUCUCCAACCUCCGCCACUUCACCAGCUACCAGAUCGAGAUUCACGCCUGCAACCACCCCACGGACAACUCGCGCUGCAGCAUGGCGGCCUACGUCAGCGCGCGCACCAUGCCCGAGGACAAAGCCGAUGACAUCGCGGGCCCGAUCACCUACGAAAUCGCAGACAACCCGGAUGUGGUGCAAAUCAAGUGGAUGGAACCUAAAGCCCCCAACGGCAUGAUCAUCCUGUAUGAGGUCAAUUACAAGAGACUGGGAGACCAGUCAGAGGAGCAGCAUCACUGCGUGUCGAGGAAGACCUUCGAGACCCACGGGGGCUGCAAGCUGCGCGUAGUGCACUCUGGGAAUUACACGGUGAAGAUCCGCGCCAUGUCGCUGGCGGGCAACGGCUCCUGGACGGAACCCACGUAUUUCUACGUGCCCGACAGGGCGGACCCGGACAUACUGAAAAUCGUGAUUGGCCCGGUCAUUUGCAUCAUCCUGCUCCUGAUUGUGGGAGGCGGUGUCUUCAUGGUGUUCAAGAAGAAGCAGACCGACGGGCCCACUGGACCGCUCUACGCCUCCUCCAACCCGGAGUACCUCAGCGCCAACGACGUGUACGUUCCGGACGACUGGGAGGUGGCCCGCGAGAAGAUCACGGUGCUGCGGGAGCUGGGCCAGGGCUCGUUCGGCAUGGUGUACGAGGGCGUGGCCAAGGACAUCGUGAAAGGCGAGCCGGAGACGCGUGUGGCGGUGAAGACGGUGAACGAGUCGGCCAGCCUGCGGGAGCGCAUCGAGUUCCUCAACGAGGCCUCGGUGAUGAAGGCCUUCAGCUGUCACCACGUGGUGCGGCUCCUGGGCGUGGUGUCGAAGGGCCAGCCCACGCUGGUGGUGAUGGAGCUCAUGACUCACGGCGACCUGAAGAGCUACCUGCGCUGCCUGCGGCCGGACUCCGAGAACAACCCGGGCCGCCCUCCGCCCACCCUGAAGGAGAUGAUCCAGAUGGCCGCGGAGAUCGCCGACGGCAUGGCCUACCUCAACGCCAAGAAGUUUGUCCACAGGGACCUGGCUGCCAGGAACUGCAUGGUCGCUGAGGAUUACACCGUGAAGAUCGGAGACUUCGGCAUGACCAGGGACAUCUACGAGACCGAUUACUACCGCAAAGGCGGCAAGGGGCUGCUGCCUGUCAGGUGGAUGGCCCCGGAGUCUCUGAAAGACGGAGUCUUUACUGCUCACUCAGACUGCUGGUCGUUUGGAGUGGUCUUAUGGGAGAUCAGCACACUCGCAGAGCAGCCCUACCAGGGCCUGUCCAACGAGCAGGUCCUCAAGUUCGUCAUGGACGGGGGCUACCUGGACCGGCCCGAGAACUGUGCCGAGAGGAUGCACAGCCUGAUGCAGAUGUGCUGGCAGUACAACCCCAAGAUGAGGCCCACCUUCCACGAGAUCAUCGAGAUGAUGAAGGAGGACCUGCACCCCAGCUACCAGGACGUGUCCUUCUUCUACAGCGAGGAGAACAAGCCGCCCGAGAGCGAGGAGUUCGACAUGGACCUGGAGAACAUGGAGAGCAUUCCCCUGGACCCCACGUCCUCGUCGCAGCGCGAGGGCAGCCUGUUGAGGGACAAUGGGCCGUCCAUGGGCCUGCGGAGCAACUACGAAGAGCACGUGCCCUACACGCACAUGAACGGCGGCAAGAAAAACGGCCGAAUCCUGUCCUUACCCCGAUCCAGCCCUUCCUAACAUUUCCUCCCCCUCCUCCUCCUCCUCCUACUCCUCCUUUCCUUUCUCCUGUUUUGUAAUUAUAAUUUUAUUUUAUUAUUGUUCUCGCAGAGGCCCUUCAACAACAGAUCUCAGGACUUUUUUUUUUUCCCUUUUUCUUCUUCUUCUCCUUCACAGCUGCCACAGCUCGAUGACACGGGACGCAAGACUUUUUGUAUUCGUUUAAAAAAGAAAGAAAGAAAGAAAAUGCGUCUCGUAGCGUCAUCCAGAUAGUCCACUUCUCCUCUGUCUUUAUUUUAUUUUUUUAACAAUUGCCAAGUUUCCAAGACUGGUCAAUGGAGAAAAAAAAAACAAAUUAAAAAAAAAAAAAAAAGACUGUGAACACAAAUCCUCGACAACCAGAAGGCUGCUUACCUUCCACCUCUUCCGACUGUUUCAUCUCUCCCCUGUGACGUGUCUGUCUGUGUUUUUAAAUUACUUUUUUCAGAGAAAGUGGCCUUUUUUAUCUGUGGCCUGUAAACAAGAGAAGUGUACAUGCUUGUCUUCAUUUCCUCUGAACAAUGAAAUAACCGUUUGGAACAGUUGGGCUGGCAUGAACUCUCUCUUAGUACAAACGUCUAUAUCCAUAGAGGAAAUUUCUUUUUUUUUUUUCUUUUUUUUUUUUUGUUCUGCAGAAUUCCAAACUUCAUACAUAUUCAGUAGAUGUUUGGUCAUUAGUUUUAAUUUAUUUGCGUUAUUUUCCUUUUUUCCUUUCUUUCAGUUAUAUGUCUAUUCUCACAUCACAGCUGAAGGAUAUUUAAACAGUUUGGACAAAAGAGUUCCUCAGAUUGACCAAUAGCUGCUGCUUUGAUAUAUAUUUUAGUGGGUAUAGAAUAUUACAUAUAUAUACAUAUAUGUGUGUAUGUAUAUGUAUAUCAAAUAUGGUUUUUUGUACAUAGCUGAUAUUUGUAAUGUUUUCUUCAGAAGCUUUGCUGGUUAUAGAGAUGUUUUUACAUUUCUGUCAUUUAUCUUUUUUAUUUUUUCUAACCCAAAAAUCACACUAAUUCACCUUAAAACCUCUCUCUUUUAUGUGCCCUCUGUACUGUCCAAAAGUCAGAUGUUUUCUGGACACGUUUAGCCUGAAAUGUCAGCCCAAAAUUUUAAGACCAAAUAAAAUCCCGGUAUAUAACACGAGCGCGGUGAGCUAUAUUCACCAAGAGCGGGCGGAGACGAGCGGUCAGAGAACGGCGUCGCUUAUCCCGGCACGUUGCAGAGGAGCGGUGGUCUCGCUUUAUCAAAGCACACCGGCCGGUUUGUUUCUGUCGACAUGGCGAUUUUGUUUGGUCUUGGAGAGUUUGGACGAUGCAUUUAACUUCCACGUGUUGUCUUGUUUGUCGGUCGUUGUAAUGGAGGCUGUCGUUCGUGAUUGCGGUGAACUCUUGUCAGGCUGAGCGGUUGUGUCAUAGUGUCUGCGCUUGCGCUGGUGGUGGUGUUUGUGGGAUUGGGGGGGAGGGGGGGGUGUGUGCGAUACAGACCUGAGAACCGGCUCAGUGCUCGCGUGCUGCCCUCACGCCGUCUUGUCUGUGGAAGUACUUCCUCCUUCCUGGUUUUCUGUUGUCUGCUUCCUGUCACUCACCGUAAAUUGAGUCAGUCCCGCUGAAUUCGGCAAGGCUUCAGAGGCACUUCCUAAAGAAUAAUUCUGCCACAAGCGCAACGCUACUUUUUUCAAGGAGAUUUGAUUGUAUCGUCCCACAUUCAUGGAGGUGUGCGUGAACGGGAGUCUUCUUGUGUUGCUUGCUGGCAUACGGAAGGGGAGUUUAGAUUGGGGUCAUCCCCACAUUGUACAGUCGCUUUUGCAUGGUCCUGUGGACCCCCCCAUUUUAGUGCCCGGUCACCACAGCUGGUGGCGUAGCGAGGGGUUUGUGGGGUGAGGCUGUAGUGCAGUUGGGUCCAGGCUCUCUGUGAGAGAGGCGCUGGAGGGCUGAGAGUCCAGUACUGCCCGUGUCAUCCAUCUCUGCCACUCUCCUGUUCUCCAGGCUAACUUUGCCCCAGAGAGGAAACGAUCAGUUUGCUUUCCUGUUGUCAGAGACCAUUUCCCACCGCACCCGACCCCCCACCCACCUCAACCGCACACCCCAACACAAACUUCCAGUGAAGAAAGAUUCCGUCUCCUGCUUCUUUCAGACACCUAUUCCAGACAACCUAUUUUUUGCGUUCAAAGCCUCAAGACAUCAGUUUAUUUGCAGCCGUGUUUCACUGCUGACGUAACUAAAUGCUGCAGAGCAGUUACACCCGGUACCUUUGGCAGCGAGGCGUCGCUUUCUGUCUCGAUACGCAUCGCUGUCCUCUGUCCUGUUCAGAUUCAGAUUCCUUGUGUCUGUGGGUCUCAGUCCAAGGCUUUGGUGCUCUCAGAUGAGCGAAGGUAUUCCUUUACGCAGGCUUCACGGGUGAGCAGACUCUCCACUCCCUUCCCUCAGACGGUUAAAGAAAAGUGUUUCUGCUUUUAAGUAGAAAUUGGUGGGAAUCAACAGAUGUAAAUUCAGACUUAAAGAAAACGAGGCCAGGCCAGGCGUUCCGUACACAUGCAAAAACAUUCCUGUGAGCUUUUACCAAGAUAUAGCCUAUUCAGUGCAUCUUCAUUAUGCAUGAUUCGCAAAAACCGUACCUGUAAAAACCUCAUUUACAGUAUAUUAUAAACUCAAACUGUGGUGAUUUAAGAAGUUGCUUUAAUAUGUAGAAAUCAAGCCUAUGCAAUAUUUCCAUUGAUGAACACAGGCAGUCCCUGGGGAAAAUUGCAUGCGUUGUAAUCGCGUAGGUUUGAUUGGUUUCUCGUCCCGAAGGCAGGAUCGAGCCAUUCUCUAUCCCCAGCUUGAAUAAGGGACAGUCUCGGAGGGAAACGCACGGGAGAAAAGGGGAAGUGAUGUAAUUUUUUUCUUCAUAUCUAAAGCAGUGAGCCGCGUUAGUGUCGUUGUAGGUGCGUUGUGCGAAUCGUGUUCAUUAGUUUCCCAUCGUUUGCACGUUCUGUAAAUGGCUGACGCAUUGACAUCGCCGACAGAUGUACCCGCUGCGCGCCUCUCCCUGAGCUUGUGUGCACUCGCGUGCUUUCGUGUGCACACAUACGCACUAGCGACCUGUGGUAUACGCUGUGGGAACCUUGCUCUUCCGUUCACCAGCUCUUAUAACCGCGAAACCUGACAUAACCUUGUCAUGCCACACUUCCUCUGGUUACCUCUCGAGUUGAUCGGCAAGCUGCAUUUAAAGAGCAAGGGUCGGAUUCGAGGCGUGUUUUUCUUGCUUGCUCGUGUGUAAAUGUGUGUAAAUGCGACUUUCAGCCGUAAGCUAGUGAAAACAAACUUGUAUCGCAAAUUUAAAAAUGAAUAUGGCGCAUUUAGUGGCAGCGGUAGACCUUACUUUUGGUUGACACACAUACUGAGUCAAUCUCACAUUCAAACGCAGCCUAUGUAUUUCAUUCCCAUGGGUAACUUCAGCCUGAGAGACGGUCUAGUGGGGCAAAUAUUGAUGACAGGAAAUCUUUUUCUCAGCACAAGGAGGUUGUUUUGGUUCUGUUUACUGUAUCAGUCGGAUGUGCGUGACAAGGCCUGCCAAGUUCAUAUCACCCUAGCUGUGCUUUCAUAAUGAGACUGAUUGAGACUGACUCCACUUCAUAGGAAAUGCAGUUCUACUGGCCUACAGCUACACUCGUCUCUUGUAUUCUUUCUCUUUUUGCUAUGUAUAUACUGUAAAGAAUUUAUCUUAUGUGGUGCCUAGGUCUCUUUUUUAAGAUCAGAAAAAUGUACUCUAAAGGAAUACCCUCACAGUUCUACAUACACUACAGUAGCAGAAAAAUGUCAAAUAUAUAUAUUUGAAAAUACAAAAGAAAUCACAAUUUUGUAAUUCAAAGGAUUAUCUUAUAUUUGGAAAGACAGAUAUUAAUAUUUUAUUUAUUUUAAUAUGAUAUUAAUUGUAAAAAAAAAAAACCCAAUUAGCAUUUUUAAAAAUGUUUUUUAAUAAAAUCAGUAGGUUAGGUUAAAAAAAAAACGAAAAGGAGUUGAGCUACAGGUGAAAAGGAGGGAGGUGGUGCGAUUUGUUUUUUCGUUUGUUGUUUUUGUUGUUUCUCGUGCGUUUGUUCGUUUCGGGCACAGUCUACCUCAUUGUGUUGUGAAAUUUCAGUAAGAGCCCGGCUCGUCCCUGGAUGCCGCACGCAGUAUUCCAGUCCUGGUCUUCAGUCAGCACACAGGGGUCAGGGAGUGCAGCGCUUGUCCUGUCAAUCUAGACACUGAUAUCAUCGCCUUCCAGCCAAGUCCAAAUUCCUCUCGCCAAGACCUCAAGAAUGUUCAUCUGUCUGGAGACGGAACACAACUUUUUGCUGUCUCUGAAAGGGAAAAAGAGUACGCUGAUUUGACAUUGAUUAUUUCCCCCCACAAACAGGCUAAGAAUUGGAGAAAAAAAAAUCUUUUGUUAUACCAUGUUUGAGCUGUACAAAGUGUAAAUUGUCUUUUCAAUCGAAGCAAUCUGAUUUUCUCAAUUUGUUGCAUUCAGUCAAUAAUCUUGUUCAAAUUCUAUAUUUAUAUUGGCAACAAUAAGAUUUUAUGCCAUAAUUAUUUGUAAGACCAUGUUUAUUUAUGGUAAUUGGCAAUCGAUAUUACAUUUGUUAAUUCAAAAAUUUACAGUACAAUCCUGAAGGUACUGUAAAUCUGUGCCAUAAUUUAGUGUGAGAACACUUUAUGAAAACAAGGUGGACUGACCGUUAAGAUGAAAAAAAUAUACUAAACUGAAGUGGAUUUGUGGCCAUUUUGAGGUACUGGUCUGCGUGUCUAGUUGACGUCACUUGAUGUUGUUUUAUAUUGUACGCUAUGCUCUUGUUCUGUUUAUUCACCUGUUCUCCGCAAACAUACUGGGCUUCACGCAGGCCUCCUGCGAUAUGAGAUUUAUAUUUUAUGAAGAGCGCGUCAAGCUCCUUUUGGAUUAGCCGUUUGUUAGCUACACCGAUCCUGUUGAAAGCCUGGUUGCGGCUUCUAAGCUUGGCUUCUCCCAGCAGCCUCUGCCUCAGUCCAAGGUUGAAAUGUGUUAUAGCCAGAACAGAAGAUGUCUGUCAUUUGUUUAGACGUGCUGUAGAUAGUUUACUGGAA
Molecule: messenger RNA, 10478 nt
Organism: Anguilla rostrata (American eel)
Lineage: Eukaryota; Metazoa; Chordata; Actinopteri; Anguilliformes; Anguillidae
Gene: insrb
Product: insulin receptor b
Exons: 21
Coding region: 1315-5391 (1358 amino acids)
Biological process (GO): cell surface receptor protein tyrosine kinase signaling pathway; positive regulation of kinase activity; positive regulation of phosphatidylinositol 3-kinase/protein kinase B signal transduction
Cellular component (GO): insulin receptor complex; plasma membrane; axon
Molecular function (GO): phosphatidylinositol 3-kinase binding; insulin receptor activity; insulin receptor substrate binding
Source: RefSeq, a predicted model, not a curated record